AUGGCCUCCGGACUCAUCCUCGAUCCGCUCGCUCUGCUGCGCGUCCUCCCUUUUGCCAGUAGCACCGGCACGCUGGUAUGCGCCACGGGUGAACUCAUCCACAAUGGCGGCUUUGUGCAGCCCGAAUUGCGUCGUCAGGGAAACUCAACGCUGCCUCAGUGGUACGCCUACGUCUUCCCGCGCGGCGUAUCGCUCGUCCUCCUUCUGAAUCUGACGACUAUCGGCUCGACCGUCGCCAAUCUCAUUACUAGUCCGCGCGCGCGUCCGCUGCCCCUGUCGCGCGCCACCUUCUACUGGACCGGGCUGGUCAGCGCUAUCGGACAUCUCUGCUUCGUGCCGUGGGUGGCGCCUCGCAUUCAACGCAUCGUGGAGGAUACCCGGGGAGAGGGGGAGCCGACGCGAGAGAUGCAGGCGUGGUUGGGAUAUCAUCGCAUUCGCAUGCUGGUGGCGGAUUUUCCGGCCUGGCUGGCUUUGGUGGGAGCGGUUCUGAUACGUUGA
Messenger RNA from Aspergillus tanneri, 498 nucleotides. Its product is annotated as putative integral membrane protein. NCBI's taxonomy places the organism in Eukaryota, Fungi, Ascomycota, Eurotiomycetes, Eurotiales, Aspergillaceae. Bases 1 to 498 code for a protein of 165 amino acids. The record is from RefSeq and is a predicted model, not a curated record. The transcript has a single exon.